CACCACCACCCAGCUAAGUCUAAUUAUUUUUUAAUCUAGAAGUGAAGGAAGGAGGUCAGGAGAGUCCUGCUAGCAGGACCCCCUCAGCAAACACUCACGGUGUAUGUGUGUAUGUGUGUGUGUGUGUGUGUGUGUGUGUGUGUGUGUGUGUGUGUAUGCAGAUUUUAGGAGUUAGAUAGUAAGAGUGGCCCUGUGCUCACCAGCAGCUUGUCAGUCUCUGUGUGAGUGUGGGCAGGGUGGGGGUAGACGGUUAAAGGGCCCAGCCCCUCUUGCGCCCACUCCUGUCUUCCCCCUCCAGUGCACCCCUUCUGGUGGGCCAGGUUUCUGCCUCAACUUCCCUUACUGUCCAGCCCCCCUCAUUAUUCCUUCCCACUGAAGUGACCACAGUAGUGUCAUCUUGUCCUGACUCGUUUUGUGUCUGCUAGUCACCUCUCAGCCCUCUGCAUGCCUCAACAGCCAUGUCUGCCUUGGCAAUACAUUUGUGUUGUCCAUGUAAGGCUGUCUGGAGGCCUCUGGGCAGUCAGUUCAGCCCCUGGGUUGGCACACAACCCUUCACAGAGUAAGCACCUGGUUCCCUUUCUAAAUGUUAUUUUUUUGGGCGGGAAGGGCAGCUGGGUUCUCUGAACUAAUGAUCUUAUUUAAUUUUUAAAAUUACAUUUGUGUGUGUGUGCUUGUGUGUUUUGAGACAGGAUCUCAGACAGCUCAGGCUGGUCAUGAACUCCUUAUUCUCCUGCCCUCUUCCUCCCCUUCCUGAGACCAUCACUGUGUGGUUUGCCCUGCAUGAUCUUGACAUCUAGAAAUGUACAGACACCCUGUCCUUCGGAGCCUUUUCCCUGGAAGGUCCAAGAGGCAUGGGUAAAGGGGUUGUCCUCCACCCCAUCCCAGGCCUAGCUCCGGAGGACCGAGUACCCAGAUUGGUGGGGCCGAGUACCCAGAUUGGUGGGGCCACACCUAAUCCUAUUCUUGUCCCGAGGUUAGAACCCAGGGGACUCUGAUGUGCUAGGCAAGAACUUAAGCCCCAGUCCUUCGAUCUGGAGCACAGUGGUGAGCUCUGGACAUUUAUGAGCCUAGGUUCUGGGUUGGUGGGAUUCAGGUGUCUUCUGGAGAGGACCAGAAGCCAGGGCACUGUGUGGGUGUAAGGUGGGGGUCACCAAGAGUUUCUCUUCCUGGGGACUCUCUGAACCUUUCUGGUUGAGCUUAGCAGGACAGACCUCCCAGGGGUGAGCUUUUCCUCCCUUCUGCCCCACCCUGGCGCCGCAGGCGCAGCUCCAAGUUCCUGCACCUGCCACCACCACCGCAGGCACGGAGGGGCACUCUGCAGCGAGUCCCCGGCGGCUGGCCACGCCCUCGAUCGGCGGCUGGCCACGCCCUCAAUCGCCGGCUGGCCACGCCCCUGAGGCCAGAACGGGCGGGGCGGUCCGGCUGGUUCUCGGCCAUCCGCGGCUCGGCGGCGACGGCGACAUGGAGAGCGGGGCCUACGGCGCGGCCAACGCGGGCGGCUCCUUCGACCUGAGGCGCUUCGUGUCGCAGCCUCAGGUGGUGACGCGCCUCGUGAGCAUGGUCUUGGCCUUGAUCGUGUUCUCCUGCAUCUUCGGCGAGGGCUACAGCAACACUCAUAAAUCUGACCAGUUACACUGUGUGUUUAACCAGAAUGAGGAUGCGUGCCGAUACGGCAGUGCCAUCGGGGUGCUGGCCUUUCUGGCCUCAGCCUUCUUCCUGGUGGUCGAUGCCUUUUUCUCCCAGAUAAGCAAUGCUACCGACCGCAAGUACCUGGUCAUUGGUGACCUGCUCUUCUCAGCUCUCUGGACUUUCCUGUGGUUCGUUGGUUUCUGCUUCCUGACCAACCAGUGGGCAGUCACCAAAUCUGAAGAUGUGCUGGUGGGAGAGGACUCAGCACGGGCAGCCAUCGCCUUCAGUUUCUUCUCCAUCUUUUCCUGGGGUAUGCUGGCUUCCCUGGCCUACCAGCGCUACAAGGUUGGAGUGGAUGCCUUCAUUCAGAACUAUGUGGACCCCACCCCAGACCCUAACACAGCCUACGCCUCCUACCCCAGUGCCUCGGUGGAAAACUACCAGCAGCCACCCUUCACCCAGAACGUGGAGACCACUGAAGGCUACCAGCCUCCCCCUGUGUACUGAGCAGCCGGGGUAAAGAGGCAGGGAGAGUGCUUGGGGCCACCCCUCUCCCCUGGACUUCUUUCUGGAGGUUUGCUGCCUGGAACUGCAGUCCCUUGCCUGUUACAGCCAAAGAGCCCAUGCCUUUUUGCAUCCUAGCUGCAGCCAGACAGAGCACACCUGAAGUGCCUGUGCCCAAAGGGGCUUCACCGCCACCCACCCAAACCUCCUUUUUAGCAAAGGGUUUUCACUAGAUCUUUUCUCUCUGCCUAUCCCCAGUGCUGGGGAUGGCGCCCAGGGCCUUGAAUUUGCUUAACCAGCGCUACCACCGAGCUGUGUGUUCUGUUCCUUGUUGCUUUUGAUAACCCUGGAUCCCGUCCCGGCCAGAGCAGGUGCCUGCUGUAUACUGUUUUUGACAUACGCCAUAGUUUCCCCUCGGCUGGAAGGCGGAGCUCAGCUUGAGGCCACAGGAGCCCCAGCUGUCUUUUUUUCCCUCCAAAGACAAGGUUGGGUGUCCAUGCACCUAUCUCCUUGGAGUGCCGGGCCUAGGCUCCUCACUUCCUCACUCAGGUUCAUUACCCAGCUUCGGCUGGGCUCUAUGCUCAGUGCUGUGUUCUGGGGUCACCACUGUGCCAGCUGGCCCCAGGCUGCUUGCCCGACAGCUGUAGAGCAGGCAGAGGGACUGGAUAUCACUUCCUUCUUGCUCCCGCCCCUGACGGGAGGGAGGAGCUUUGCCUGGAGACAACACCCAGCUUUAUGUAAAUAUUCCCCAGCAGUUCUCUGAUGCUAGUGAGGAGGACAGGAACCCCUGCACUGAAUGUACUGGGGACUUGGUGGGGACAUCCCUGCCCUCAUGUUCUGUAGACUAGUUGGGAGAUGGAAUAAAUGUUUUUCUCAGUG
Peromyscus californicus insignis is the source of this 3012-nucleotide messenger RNA. RefSeq names its product synaptogyrin 2 (gene Syngr2). The record is from RefSeq and is a predicted model, not a curated record. NCBI's taxonomy places the organism in Eukaryota, Metazoa, Chordata, Mammalia, Rodentia, Cricetidae. The transcript is spliced from 4 exons. Bases 1462 to 2136 code for a protein of 224 amino acids. Gene Ontology annotation, cellular component: neuromuscular junction; synaptic vesicle membrane.